AUGUCUGCCAUUCUGCAACUCGAGCUUACUCUCCUCCGCGAGCUACUUCCGACGAUCACCAAGAUCCGAUAUACAGCAUUGGCCAACAGCUGUAUCAUCGUCUUUGACCACAUUUGGACAUUCGAUCAAGAGGUCCGUCACAUAUGGCAAGCGAAUUGGUCGGUCGGCAAAGUUCUGUAUCUCGUGAACCGAUACUACGCCUUAGUGCCAAUCGUGUUCAACAAUUUCGUUGUGCGUCUGUCCUUCGGUCGUGAUGAAAUUCAAGGAUUCACCGGUAAAUGUAGCUGCCAAGGAUGGAUGUACUGGCAAGGAGUAACUGGGAUAUUCGACUUCUUGGUCACCGAGAUGAUCCUCCUACUCCGUUUAUACGCCAUGUACUUCAGUGACAAGCGCGUGCUCGGGUUAUUGCUCUCUGUCGCUGUCUCGGCCGCGGUGGCAGCAGGGUACAUCAUGGCUCAUGCGUUGUCUCAAAUGAAAGCGACUGCCGUUCGCGUCCCCAUCGGUACACCUCACGGGACAAUUUGCGUGCCCAGCGGUAUCCCAAAGGACUUCUUCCUGUUCUGGAUCCCUAUGCUCGUUUCGGAGAUAAUAUAUCUUGGCUUCGCGCUACAUCGCGGUAUCAAGACGUUCCGCCGUACAACGAAGACAUCCGGGCUGCAGCUUAUCGAACUCCUGGUUCGAGACUCCAUCUGGUUCUUUAUCGUGAUCUUCGCUGCGUACAUCACUAACGCCGUUUUAUUCCUCCUCUCGCCGACCGCCGAAAUCGAAAUCCCGAUUGGCUUCGCCCAAGCCCUGGGCUCCGUACUCUCCUCCCGCCUCUGCCUCAAUGCCCGCGAACAUAUCAACGGCUCCGGCGUCGACGACGGCAAUCCCUCCUCCCUUUACUCUCCCGUCUCCGCGCCUCGCAUGCCCUUCUCGUCCAUCCACGCGGUGAGCUACGGCGAAGACUCCACUCUCAAAGCGGACGAUCCGCACCUGUCCGAGCUCGAGCUGAAGGAGCUGCGCGCGUUCAGCGUAGAGUCUCCGAAGCCGCCGCCCCGCCGCAGGCGCAGCGGCAGCGUCAGCACCGCGCGCGAGUGGCUCGCGCUCACGGUGAAGGUAUGA
Molecule: messenger RNA, 1104 nt
Organism: Epithele typhae
Lineage: Eukaryota; Fungi; Basidiomycota; Agaricomycetes; Polyporales; Epitheliaceae
Exons: 12
Coding region: 1-1104 (367 amino acids)
Source: RefSeq, a predicted model, not a curated record